Messenger RNA from Debaryomyces fabryi, 1686 nucleotides. RefSeq lists its product as uncharacterized. Gene Ontology annotation, cellular component: fungal-type vacuole membrane. The record is from RefSeq and is a predicted model, not a curated record. Gene Ontology annotation, molecular function: transmembrane transporter activity. The transcript has a single exon. Gene Ontology annotation, biological process: transmembrane transport. NCBI's taxonomy places the organism in Eukaryota, Fungi, Ascomycota, Pichiomycetes, Serinales, Debaryomycetaceae. The coding region runs from base 1 to 1686 and encodes 561 amino acids.
AUGCCAAUCGUUAAAACUCCGUCAUUAGCAAAGCGAGUUCUUCAGAUAUGUUGUUCAAUCGCUUGGUGUUUAGUUGCAGCAGGACCAGUAUUCGGUUUUGCUGCUUUGAAGCCUAUUUUAAUUAGUGAGGGCGUCUACAGUGAAAGAUGUAAUGUGGAGAGUGUUAGAAAUGAUGCAUUUGAUUAUUUGUCAGAGAAAUUUGUGCUGUAUGUUAAUGUCGAUAGUUUGAGUAAAGAUUUGACUCCAUGUGUCGAUCAAGAUUUAUCCUUGAAUUUGAUGUUUACGUUAGCCGCCGUGGUCACAAAUGUUGCUGCAUUACCAGUUGGGUCAAUUUUAGACGAAUAUGGACCACGGGUAUGUGGUAUGAUUGGCUCAUUCUUGAUAUUCUUAGCAUCGUUAACAUUAAAAUUCGGCAAAGAAUUAUCAGAAAAGAUUCCUUGGUUUGACGCUUAUUUGAUUGGGUAUUCCGUUUUAGCUUUAGGUGGCCCGUUUGUAUUUAUAUCAUGUUUUCAAUUAGCUAAUAGCUUUCCUAAAAAUUCGGGAUUGGUAUUAGCUCUUUUGACAGGUGCUUUUGAUACAUCACUGGCUUUGUUUUUGAUUUACAGAUUAAUUUAUACAAACAUGUAUAAAUUGACCAUAAAUCAAUUCUUCACCGCAUACUUGAUUAUUCCUGUCUUUAUUUUUAUUUGCCAAGUAACUGUUAUGCCAAAAGACUCCUACAAAACCGUGGGUACUUUGGCAAAAAUAGGUGAAACUGCAAUCGAUGAAACUGGAAAACCUAUUGACCGUGAUUUACUCAAAUCUCAAGAUCGUGAAGAUGGCGGCGACCAGCCAGCACAAAACUAUGUACCUCAACCAACAAUAAGCGAGACAACUUCCUUGUUAAUUCGCAGAUCAUCCGUUGCCAGAAGAGAUUCAGUGGUUCUGAGAUUUUCAUAUGCAUCCAGAAAUUCAAUAAAAUCAGUUUAUGAACAGGAUGCAGAAGAUAAGUUGAUUGAAUCAUCAGGCGGUGUUUUCGGAAUUUUACAUGGCUACAAUAUUGCCGAACAAUUAAAAUCCUCUUGGUUUAUUCUCAUGACAUUUUUCACUACAAUCCAAAUGCUUAGAAUUAAUUACUUUGUGGCAACUAUUAAAUCACAGGAAUUAUAUUUAUAUAAGGGCAACGAAGACGUUGCAAUCAGCAUUAAUCACUUUUUUGAUUUGGCCUUACCUUUGGGAGGCUUAAUAUCGAUACCAUUUAUCGGAUUAUUAUUAGAUAACUUAACUACAUUAUCAAUAUUGGAAAUAUUGACAGGUACAUCUUUAGUUAUUGGAAUAAUGGGUUUACUUUCUUGGUUGCCUGCAACAUAUUUUGGUAUUAUCUUACUAGUUGUAUACAGACCAUUCUACUAUACUGCAGUAUCUGAUUUCUGUGCAAAAGUAUUUGGAUUUGAUACUUUUGGAACAGUUUAUGGUGCGAUUAUUUGCUUUUCUGGGAUAUGUAACAUCUUGCAACAAGUGAUGGACAAGGCAACCCACGAAUAUUUUAACAUGAAUCCGAUUCCAAUAAAUGCAUUGCUUACUUUUUUGACAGCUGUUUUCGGGGUUGCAUUGAUUGCUUUUGUCAAGGCUCAAGAAAUGAACCUCAAACGAAAAGAUUUGGAAAUCGAAGCACAAGAGGCUUCAUUAAGAGAUGUUCCAAAUUAA